UCAUCCCCGCCAACUCUCCGUAUCCAGUGGAGACUUUCGCAUAGCAGAACUGACUUGAUGGUAAUUGAUAGUGCUCCAUGACCAGCUCCUAGCUGCUCAGCAACACCUGUCGCACCCCCAACAAACGCGACCGCAGCCUCCCACGCAGCCUCAGCACAUGCAGCCCAACACAACGAGCCCCCGCGACCAGAACAAUAUCGAUCCUGCCAUCUCGGGAGCCUCAAUGCUGAGUGGUCCUCCGCAAACCCCACCUCAAGCUGACCCCUCGGGCCCUGAAUCGCCAAAGACAUAUGGCAAGCGGCCUUUGUCUACUUCCAAACGUGCCGCCCAGAACCGUGCUGCUCAGAGAGCGUUUAGGCAACGGAAAGAAUCUUACAUUCGCAAAUUGGAGGAAGAAGCAAAGGGAUAUGAACGAAUGGCAGAGGGCUACAAGGCCCUGCAGGCGGAAAACUAUCAGCUUCGAGAAUACAUUAUCAAUCUGCAGUCGCGACUACUUGACUCGCAGGGCGAGGUUCCGGAGCUUCCGGGGAAUAUCGACUUGAGCCAGCCACGCGAAGACAUCCCCAUCCCAGCACCCGUUGCUCCGGCCACAACGGCCUCCUCAGCCGCAUCGGCACCUUCAUCAAAUGCUGCUCAGCAGUCCCAGCCCUCUCAUAACCAGACCACUGGAUCUAAUGACGACAUGAACUCUCUAAAUCGGAUAGCCGUAGCCGGUCUUGGGAUGCGCAAACAUCCCAAUGAAGAGGCAAACUACUUGACGAAUAAUUUCCAGACCAAGCGCCCACGAAAUGACGAGAACCAGCAAGAUGCAUCGGAUGUGACAAAGGCGGAGCCGGCGCAUGGACUGCCGCUUGUCUCAUGAAGUGAACUUGAUAUUGUAUCUUUUGUUGACAUGCAUCAUUAGUUGUGCUUGUAUCUCUGAAUACAACAAACAAUUCCCGCACUGUUGAUUAUGGUCUCUGUUUUCGAUCUUUAUCGUGUAUUUUUUCUGAUUUGGUUUGUGGCGUGAUUAUAUUCGGGCUUGAUUUUGACCUUGGUGUGGCCGGUGUUUUGCGUUUCUUGCGCUCGGGUUCGAUUCCAUUGCUAUGUUUGGGGCUUAGAUCCAGAGGGGAGGAAAGCAGAUAUUAUCUAUUGUCUGCGUUGAGCUAUGCUUCUUGUUCCUUCCAUACCUGACAUUCCGCUGUCCUUAUAUUUGUGCUGUUUUAUCAUUUUUGCAAAUUUCUUAUAUCAUCAUAUUGUACUCUGAUUAAGUCAUAUUACAAUAAGGGUUGCAAUUUAUCCCCCAGGUCCAAUGCGCGA
Messenger RNA from Aspergillus wentii DTO 134E9, 1299 nucleotides. RefSeq lists its product as uncharacterized. Lineage: Eukaryota; Fungi; Ascomycota; Eurotiomycetes; Eurotiales; Aspergillaceae. The record is from RefSeq and is a predicted model, not a curated record. The coding region runs from base 158 to 862 and encodes 234 amino acids. Gene Ontology annotation, cellular component: RNA polymerase II transcription regulator complex. The transcript has 2 exons. Gene Ontology annotation, molecular function: transcription cis-regulatory region binding; DNA-binding transcription activator activity, RNA polymerase II-specific.